AAGAGCGAGCACAGAAAGAGAAAGAGCGAGCACACGAAAGAGAGCGAGACACAGAGAAGAGCCCGAGAGAGAGAGCCCGAAGAACGAGCGCCCGAGGGAAAGGACGAGCGCCCCGAGGAAAAGAGAGCAAAGGGCCCGAGGGAAAGAGAGCAAGGGCCCGAGGGAGGGAGAAGAGAAAGCGGCGAGCAGAGAAAGAGAGCGAGCACAGAGAGAGAGAGAGAGAGAGAGAGAGAGCGAGAGAGAGAGAUAGCCCUGAGAGAGAGUCCUGAGAGAAAGUGA
Oncorhynchus masou masou (cherry salmon) is the source of this 279-nucleotide messenger RNA. RefSeq lists its product as uncharacterized. The record is from RefSeq and is a predicted model, not a curated record. The transcript has 2 exons. NCBI's taxonomy places the organism in Eukaryota, Metazoa, Chordata, Actinopteri, Salmoniformes, Salmonidae. The annotation marks the transcript as partial.